Aethina tumida (small hive beetle) is the source of this 1102-nucleotide messenger RNA. Its product is annotated as keratin-associated protein 5-4-like. NCBI's taxonomy places the organism in Eukaryota, Metazoa, Arthropoda, Insecta, Coleoptera, Nitidulidae. Bases 55 to 972 code for a protein of 305 amino acids. The record is from RefSeq and is a predicted model, not a curated record. The transcript is spliced from 10 exons.
AUAAAACCGUAAAGCUUAUUCAUAAUUAUUCAGUUUGUGAAAAGUAUCAAGAUCAUGAAUCCAACUGAAAAACUUGUAACCAAGUCCUGCUGCAACAAAUGCAAGUGCAGCUGCUGUAAGGGAGAUGCGGGUUGCGAUGGAAAAUGUAAUUGUACUGAUUGUUGUUGCAAAGAUGAAAAAUCAACCAAAUCUUGCUGCACCAAAUGCAAGUGCAGUUGCUGCAAAGGAGAUUUAGGUUGUGAUGGAAAAUGUAGUUGCACCGACUGCUGUUGUAAAGAUGAAAAAUCUGCAAACAAGUGCUGCUGCAGUAAAUGUGAGUGCAGCUGCUGUAAAGGAGAUGCGGGUUGUGAUGGAAAAUGUAAUUGUGCCGACUGUUGUUGUAAAGAUGAGAAAUCAUCAACUAAAACUUGCUCUAGCAAAUGUAAGUGCAACUGUUGCAAAGCUGAUUCAGGUUGUGAAGGAAAAUGCAAUUGUGUGAACUGUUGCUGUAAAGAGGAGGCAUCAACCAAAUCUUGCUCUAGUGAAUGUAAGUGCAGAUGCGGUAAGGGCGAUUCAGGUUGUAGUGGCAACUGCACUUGUGACGAUUGUUGUUGCAAAGGAGCAGAUAAAUCCGCCGUGAAAGAAUGCUGCAACAAGUGCAAGUGCCCGUGCUGCAAAGGAGGUCCUUGUUGCCAAGGAAAAUGCGAUUGUACUGAUUGCUGUUGCAGGAAAGAAAAGGCCCAGGAAAAAGCGUGUUGCAAAGGAUGCACCUGCAAAUGCUGUCAGGAGGGAGGAUGUGGUGGAGAAUGUGAUUGCACCGAUUGUACUUGCAACAAAGCUGGAGAAAAACCGUGCUGCAAAAAGUGCAAGUGUAACUGUUGUAGAGGAAGUGACCGUUGCUGUCGUGGAAAAUGUGAUUGCGAGACUUGCUGCUGCAAAAAACCAUCUGAAAAGAAGGAAGAACAAGAACAACAAGAAGAGCAAGUAGAAUAACAGGAAGAACAAUAGUAGAUUUAUCUAUGGGUUAAGGAUGUUUUAUUAUGUAUUUUAUAUCUAUAUACAUGUAUAACUUAUAACGUAUCUUAAAAGUUUCCUAGAAUAAAAAAGUGUCAGUACUGGGUUA